This is a messenger RNA of Pecten maximus, 374 nucleotides long. RefSeq lists its product as uncharacterized. NCBI's taxonomy places the organism in Eukaryota, Metazoa, Mollusca, Bivalvia, Pectinida, Pectinidae. The record is from RefSeq and is a predicted model, not a curated record. Bases 69 to 374 code for a protein of 101 amino acids. The transcript is spliced from 3 exons.
GACCGAAGCAUUGCAGCACGGACUUUCGCAGAAUAAAUACGAAUACAUUAUAACUCUAAUAACAAACAAUGGACAACAAGAACAAUAAUCAGGUUAUUGACGGAGAAGAAUGGCCCAAUGACGUGUUUGGCUUUUUAAGAGUUAAAAGGUCAAGUGGUUUAAACCUAUGGGUGACUUUCCUGGAGGACAAGGUCGUACUAAAUGACAAAACUGAAGAACGGAGAGGCUAUCCGGAACUUGCGAAACAAAAUAAGGUAGAUGAAAAGGAAAAUGGAUUCUAUGACGAGGAUUACAACCCAUAUGUUAUGGUGUUUGCCGACGACAUUGACGAUUGGGGAUUGUGUGAUGAAAUGCCUGAAGCCUGGAGACUUUAA